Neolamprologus brichardi is the source of this 1328-nucleotide messenger RNA. NCBI's taxonomy places the organism in Eukaryota, Metazoa, Chordata, Actinopteri, Cichliformes, Cichlidae. The record is from RefSeq and is a predicted model, not a curated record.
GGUAAUCUUCUGUGUUGCCCAGUUUGUGCAGAGGCCCAGUUUCUGUGCUCCGUGCUGUCAGAGGCAGCAGACGUGGGGCUGGCCCUGGAUCUCGCUCCUGAGCUGACUCGCGCCGUCACCAACGUUAUCUGUUCUCUCUGCUUCAACUCGUCCUACUGCCGAGGCGACUCGGAGUUUGAGACGAUGCUGCAGUACAGCCAGGGCAUCGUGGACACUGUGGCCAAAGACAGCCUGGUGGACAUUUUCCCCUGGCUGCAGAUCUUUCCUAACGCAGACCUACGUCUCCUGAAACACUGCGUUUCCGUCAGAGACAAACUUCUACAGAAGAAAUUUGAUGAACACAAGGUGGAUUACAACGACCACGUGCAGAGAGACUUGAUAGACGCUCUGCUGAGAGCCAAGCGCAGUGCGGAGAACAACAACACAUCAGAGAUAAGUGCAGAGUCCGUGGGCCUGAGUGAUGACCACAUUCUCAUGACAGUGGGAGACAUCUUUGGCGCUGGCGUGGAAACCACUACCACUGUGCUCAAAUGGGCCGUAGCGUACCUCAUUCAUCACCCAGAGGUGCAAAGACGUAUCCAGGAUGAGCUGGACAGGACGGUGGGUGACAGCCGCUCUCCUAAACUCACCGACAGAGGCAGCCUGCCCUAUCUGGAGGCCACCAUUAGGGAAGUAUUACGGAUUCGGCCCGUGGCACCUCUACUCAUCCCCCACGUGGCUCUCUGUGACACCAGCAUUGGAAGUUUCACAGUGAGGAGGGGAACUCGAGUCAUCAUCAACCUGUGGGCUCUGCACCAUGAUGAGAAGGAGUGGAAGAACCCAGAGUGGUUUGACCCCGGCCGGUUCUUGAACAGUGACGGCACAGGACCGACGAUCCCAUCGCCCAGCUACCUGCCCUUUGGUGCUGGGCUGAGAGUGUGUCUGGGUGAGGCCUUGGCCAAGAUGGAGCUCUUCCUCUUCCUGUCCUGGAUCCUGCAGCGCUUCACUCUGUCCGUCCCACCAGGCCACGGUCUGCCCAGUCUGGAGGGAAAGUUCGGAGUGGUCCUGCAGCCAGCCAAGUACAAGGUGAACGCCACAAUCAGACCAGACUGGGCAAGACACAAGUGCCAGGCAGAAUAGUCCUGUGGCUGUGAAUACACCAUCGAGAAGGAAAGCGAGCUCGCAGCUCUGGACGCUUUUAUGUGACAUGAAGUCUUAUUUUUCUGAAAUGUAACAAGGAUGUACAUCCUCUUCACAUUUCAGUCAAAAUGUGUGAAAAACUGUGUUUAGGCCGUGAAUGUAUAUAGCAUAACAAUUAGAGAGCAAACACAUGCAGCUCGCAGGCUGAG